CGUCACUCGUCUUCCUACGAUGCGGCGGGUGAGGAUUACCUGCAACGCGUCCUCGAGCUUCCUCCAGCAUGCGCCAAUGAGCCACAGCUUGACGUCCACGUGCAUCAUCUCCGCCGGCGCCGUCGAGGCAGCACCGGCUACGUAAUAUGGCCAGCCAUGAGCACGCCCGUGCAGCGAACCAUCCACCUCCACCCCGUGAACGGCCGUGGUUGUUGCCUUAUAACCGCAAGCUCCGGCAUCUUCAAGGCAUCACCAUCCGCAACCUCACCCUCACCCUGACCCCUCCAAGGAUGCGGGGGAAAACAUUCGACGAUGAAGCCAUACCCAGCACGCUCAAGUCGCCUGCAAAGUUCCUCGCCCUGAGUGAGAACAAGGGAUUGGGGCACUCCCGCUCAUCCAGCGACCUGAAGACCAAGAGCGAUGCCUCACGACAUGCGAAUGGAGGCUUGCGCGCGUCAAACGCACCUCCCAAACCUGAGAGACCUGUCAAGGGACUGCGCAGGCGGAGCACGCUGGAGUGGAUUAGCGCCAGCCCAUUGACGCGCCAGAAGAAGCUCGAGGACAUUUCUGCAGGCCGUCAAGCAGACACCUUCUUCACCCUACACAUCGACGGCCAGCAGGAGCCCGUAUACAUAUCCGAAGUCGCGGAGAAGGCCAUGAAUCCAAACUUCAAAUUCUUCGAACUGGGACCAUGUGGGCCACGCGUGACUCGACUUGACAAACUGACCGUCAGAGUGUGGGCCAAGACCGAGACCAUGAAAGACUGGCAGUACUUGAUCGAGUAUACGCCACAUUUCAAGUCGUUGCAGUUUAUUGGAAAGACGCUGGGAAGCUUUCGACACGCACUUCCGCAGAACUGCAUACUUUUCCACAUGACUGACGGCAUCUACACCAGCUUCAUGGACUUGGACGUCAAGGAAAGGGCACAACAAGCAGUCCUCGCACCUCCCAAACAGCAUCCAGAGGGUAAAGUGCUCAACUCGUCUUCCUACGACGCACUGAUGCGACUCUCCACCCUGGACGAUUGCAUCCAGGACGCAUUGACCACACGGGACGGCAUUGCUAGGGAAAUCGAGACCAUUCUAGAAUCAAACAGAGAAGCGAUCUCAACGGUGGAGCAGGUCCCCGAAGCUGAAGAUAGCUUGAGAACAGUGCAGGCUGCAGCAGCCGCUGAGAAACGUCGAGUCGACGCUGUGCGCCGAAAACGAGACGAACUAACAGCAAGCAUCAAGUCCCGGCGAGAGAAGAUGUUCGCCGGGCAAGCACAGCAGACUGACAUUGACACCAACCUGCCCACCCAAAAAGAUAAUCACACCGGGAUGGGGGAUCUGGUAGACAAGAUCGAGGAGGAUGUCGCAGGACAACGGCGACGUAUAUGCGAGGACAUACUGCGAAUCUUCCCCAUUGAGCCCGUUCCUGGCAAGUCUUUCUCUUUCACGAUACGCGGCCUCUUACUACCCAAUUCUGAGUUCGACGACGUGAAGGAGGAUGUCACCACUGCAGCGUUGGGGUACGUAGCUCAAGUCAUCAACCUCCUCUCGCCCUACCUGUCAGUAAUCCUACCCUAUCCGAUAACACCGCUCGGCUCAACUUCCACCAUCGAAGACCCCCUAGCCAUGGGCCACAGCAACCAGCACAAUCCCCGCACCUACCCUCUGUACAUGAAAGGCGUCGUCCGCUACCGCUUCGAGUACGGCGUCUUCCUCCUCAACAAGGACAUAGAGAUUCUAUCAAACGCCCUUGGCCUCCGCCCAGUCGACAUACGCCACACACUGCCCAACCUGAAAUACCUCCUGUACGUCGCAACAGCGGGCAAGGGCGAACUGCCAGCGAGGAAAUCAGGCGGCAUCAAGGGACUGCUGCGGCAUGAUGGCGCUCACUCUAGGCGGGGGAGCGUGGAUAGCACGGCGACGGCGAGCAGUUUUGGCGCGAUUGUUACUGAGGCGAAGGGGAAGGUUGAGGGUGUUGGGGCGGGGGCGAGGAAGACGGAGAUGUCGUCUGCGGUGGCGAGCUUGAAGCAGAAGACUAAUACGCUUCCCGGGAGUAGAUUGAGGCCUGUUGAGUAGGGGGGAUCUUAUCUUCUGUGGGGAGGUGGUGUGGUUUGUGUGUAGAUAUGAUACCUUUCACAACUACAAUUAAGUAUUC
Messenger RNA from Dothidotthia symphoricarpi CBS 119687, 2145 nucleotides. RefSeq lists its product as uncharacterized. Gene Ontology annotation, molecular function: SNARE binding. Gene Ontology annotation, biological process: SNARE complex assembly. NCBI's taxonomy places the organism in Eukaryota, Fungi, Ascomycota, Dothideomycetes, Pleosporales, Dothidotthiaceae. The record is from RefSeq and is a predicted model, not a curated record. Gene Ontology annotation, cellular component: endosome; lytic vacuole. The transcript is spliced from 2 exons. The coding region runs from base 147 to 2066 and encodes 639 amino acids.